AUGGCUGGGAGGGCUGUUCGGCGUCUUGCUGGAAAUGGCACCGGUCAAAGUCUUGUGGAUAGGAUGACAUCAAUGAAGCACAGUAUUUCCGGAUCGCUUAUUGCAAAGACAAUCUGCAAGGCUACAACGGAGGAAAUGAAUGCUCCCAAACGGAAACACCUCAAUAUUUUGGUCAAUUGUACAUAUGAGCCGCGUCUUUCAAUGCCAGAAUUCGCAAACUACAUAAUCAGUCGUUCCCAUAACAGCAGCUGGGUUGUGUCCUUCAAAGCCCUGAUUACGAUUCAUCACUUAAUGAACUGCGGGAGCGAACGUUUUUCCCAAUAUCUGGCGUCGAACAAUUGUCACCUUGCUGCUCCUCGGCCCUUUGAGAGAAGCAACUCUCAAGCUGUUACUAUGCUCGUUUUCAUUCGGCAAUACGCUCGUUAUCUCGAUUCACGCUCAUCCAGCUACCGCGAAGUCGCCUUUGAUUUCUGCAAGAUCAAAAGAAAGGCCGAUGAAGUGAACAUGAAGACGAUGCCACAGGCAAAGCUUUUCAAGGUGUUGCCUCCCCUCGAGCGACAGAUUGACGCGCUCAUCGCCUUUGAUGCAUCCUCAAGCGAACUGCUCAACGGUGUGGUUUUGGCUGCCUACUUCCUCCUCUACAAGGAUCUCAUUCGCCUCUACGCGGUGUACAACGAGGGCAUGAUUAACAUCAUCGAGAAGUUCUUCUCAAUGUCUAAAAAGGAUUGCCAGGAGGCGUUGCGAAUCUACAAGGCUUUCCUCAAGCGCAUGGAACAAGUCAACCAAUUUGUCAAAGUUGCAGAAGCUUGUGAUUCUCUUCAAAUGGAUGACGGUUUCGGUAAACAGUCACUCAUAUUCAAGCCGGUACCGGCGUCGGUUCUUGACGCACUGGAGCAGCAUCUGGCACACCUCGAGGGCAAAAAAUUGGCUGAUCCGAAGAAGACCUCGCCCACGCCGUCCUCAUCGAGCCAGCCGUCGGCAGUGACGGGUGAUUUGCUGCUUCUCCAGGAAGCCAGCCAGCAGAAUCUCUCCGUGGAGCAGCAGCGCAUAAUUGAGGAGGAGCGUCAACGCCUGGAGGCCUUCGUCAGUCAGGCCCGGUCCAAGUGCCCUGGUUCGACGACUGAACGAGCUGUCGGAGGGUCUGUGGAGCGCUCCAGCAGCGAUGGUGACCUCCUCGAGCUGUUCACUGGGUGCCCUGCUGACACUGGCAAGAAGACCGAUGCCACCAAUAACACCCUCUUCGAUGACUUUUUCUUCGAACCAGCGAUGCCUUCUUCCAGCAGUCACUUGGCGCUGUCCAGUGUUCCCGUGGGUGGUGGCAGCGGCGGGGUGUCGCAGCCGCGGCCGCUGUCUCAGUUUCUCUCAGAGUCCACUUCAGUCUCCAACACUGCUGUCCCAAACCCAAACAAUCCCUUCCUUCCUGCCAACUCGUCACCCUGGCCUCUAGAGGUCGCUCCUUCCGCAACCGUCACUCCCUCAGUCCCUUGCGUUGACAAUGGAUUGGGUAAUGCUCACGCCUCAAAUCAGCCUAAUGCAACCAUUGACCUGGACAGCCGCUUGGCAGAGUUAGCCGGCCAAUUGACCGUUUCGAACGCCAGAGGCUGUGCAAACAUGGGUUGGUCUGCCGGCGGCAGACAAUUUGCACCGCCUCAGCUGUCUCCCCCACCAACUGGCCCCUUGGUGCGCCCUCAGCCCUCCACAAUGAACCCUUGGGUGGGCGCGGGAGGCGGGCUUCAACUCGCCUCCGCCAACAACAAUCCUCUUUCUAACCAGGUAUUUAAUCCGCCGUCACAGGCAGUGUCCAGGCCCGCGUCCCAGGUGGUGUAUCGGCCUCAAGCCCAGUCCUCGACGCCGCCCAACGUGGGACUGACCAAUGCAAAUCAGUAUGUCGCGUUCGUCCAUCGUCCUCCUCUCAACUCCUUCCAUCAACGACCGCAAUUUCAGGCGACCGUUCCAAUUAACACCCCCAACCCCCUUAACCCUUUCCUUUGA
Messenger RNA from Mesocestoides corti, 1992 nucleotides. NCBI's taxonomy places the organism in Eukaryota, Metazoa, Platyhelminthes, Cestoda, Cyclophyllidea, Mesocestoididae. The record is from the annotation of a GenBank genome assembly.